CCAUUGCAUUCAGAGUAGAAUUCUUUCUGUUGCUGAUUCCAUAUAAGCAGCAAGUUCGUUCCCGUGGAUUAGUUCCGAUAUUGUAUUAGUGAUUCGAUUUGUGAUUUUCUGUAAUUACCAAAGAAGUCAAGAUGGUGUCGGGAAGCAUGAGUUGUAUUAAAUAUUUGAUGUUUAUCAUGAACUUCGUGUUCGUGGUAUGUGGCAUCAUUUUGAUAGUUAUUGGAGCUAUUGUACAAACAAAGGAUGUGACAGAAUUCCUAGAUACGAAAUUUUUUACGGCGCCAACAAUUCUCAUUACUAUUGGAUGUAUCAUUUUUGUACUUGCAUUCUUGGGAUGUUGUGGUGCUGUACGAGAGAACUCUUGUAUGGUUACAACAUUUGGCAUUCUUCUGUUCGUCAUCUUUGUUGUUGAAAUCGCUGGUGCUGCCACUGCUUACAUGUACAGAGGACAAUUCCAAACUAUUCUGAAGGACAACAUGAACAAAACCAUUGCCCAGAACAAAUCUGAUGCCACUACUGUUUGGAAUGAAAUGCAGAUUGACUUGAAUUGCUGUGGAGUUGAUGGCCCUAAAGAUUACAUCAAUAACAAUAUGCAAAUUCCUCUCAGCUGCUGUGGAAAAUCUGCCACAGAAUGUCCGGAAGAUAAAGCACAUCCAAAUGGUUGCUACAAGGAGUUGUUGGAAAAAAUUAAGAGCAAGAUUGGUAUUGUUGGAGGUGUUGCCAUUGGAAUUGGUGUUGUAGAGUUGAUUGGUGUCAUGUUUGCUUGGUGCUUAUCAUCAGCCAUCAAAAAGGAAUAUGAAGGUGUUUAAAGAACAUGUUCGCUUCUGGUUCUAUUAAGCGCAACAGUGUUCUUAAAUUCGUCCGAUGUUUAUUAUGUGUUAUUUUGAAUUAAAUUUUUCAUUUUGCAAUCAUUUUUUAAUUCAUUCAUCCGGUGUAAUAUUUUUAUAAAUUUAAGAAAGAUUGAAGUUAUAAUUUUGCUCUGAGCAAAGCCUUAUUUUCAACAUAUUUUUUUUUUUAAAUUCUCUAAAGGUAUUGUGUAAAUUGGCUUAAAAACUUUUCAUUCUUUUGAAAUAGCGUUCUGUAUUGUGAAAUAUUUUAGACUUUGAUCUCUGUACUUGAUGUUUAAAAAUUUAAUACAGUAAAAUUUUAUAUAAGCUAUAUUCCCUUGCAUUUUAGAGAAAUUGAUAUACUUCGUUCCUCACAAAUAACAUUGAGAAAAAUGUGCCUUAGACAUCUAUAUUAUAUUAAAUGUAAUAUUCGAUGUUCAUCUGUUUUAAUUUUUUAAAAUUAAAUGAACCCAAUGCAUGGGAAUUGGCUCACUUUCAAGACUGAAAAGUUAUUUAGUAUAAUAACUCUUUAAAUUAUUUGAAUACUUGUUUUGAAAAGUAAACCUCUGCUAAUUUUUACAUUGAUACUUGGUAUGAUUUUCGGCCGUUUUGCUUGUAUAUUCGCCAAACAACCUAUACUUCUUAGUUAGAAUUUUUUAUAUAAAUAUUUGAUUUAAACUAAAAAUUGUGCCAAUAUAUAUAUAGUAGAUACCUAGGUGAAUUUUAAAUAUCUUUACUUAUUGGACAUCUGCUCUGUUGCAGAAAUUAUGCUUAUUUUUUUAUAUGUAUAUUUAAUUGAAUUUUAAAUAUUUUUCUUGUUACACAAUCUGAAAGAAGCUUUAUCCGAUUCCAAUGAAGAUACGCUGAAGUAGUUCUGGUGUAACAUUUUGCAAUCCUCUUAACUUUUUUUGCUGCAAAGAUGUGAAGAAAAUUUUUGUUUUUGAAAGCAGUGGCAUUUCCAUAGUGAUGCUGUGCAAGACUUACAUUCCACUUUAAUCAGAGUAUCAGUAUUUUUGAAUAUAGAUUGUUCUUAGUUGGGAUAUUUUAAAGGAACUUUAGGUGCAUUGUAAACAUUACUUAUACCUGCUCUCAUGCUUUGUACAUAAUGGAUUCUCUUUCAGUGUACUUAUAAGUGGUAAAGUCAUUGUGAAUAAAAAGUUUAAUGUUUGA
Argiope bruennichi is the source of this 1997-nucleotide messenger RNA. RefSeq names its product CD63 antigen-like. Gene Ontology annotation, cellular component: membrane. NCBI's taxonomy places the organism in Eukaryota, Metazoa, Arthropoda, Arachnida, Araneae, Araneidae. The transcript is spliced from 7 exons. The record is from RefSeq and is a predicted model, not a curated record. Bases 132 to 809 code for a protein of 225 amino acids.